Entamoeba histolytica HM-1:IMSS is the source of this 644-nucleotide messenger RNA. Its product is annotated as peptidyl-prolyl cis-trans isomerase, putative. Gene Ontology annotation, molecular function: peptidyl-prolyl cis-trans isomerase activity. The transcript has a single exon. The record is from RefSeq and is a predicted model, not a curated record. Gene Ontology annotation, biological process: protein peptidyl-prolyl isomerization; protein folding. Gene Ontology annotation, cellular component: intracellular membrane-bounded organelle. NCBI's taxonomy places the organism in Eukaryota, Evosea, Mastigamoebida, Endamoebidae. The coding region runs from base 121 to 624 and encodes 167 amino acids.
UUUUUUGUUUUAUCUUUUUAAGAUUUUUAUAUUUCUAAAAAUGACAAAAAUGAAACACGUCAUGCCACGGAGAGGAGAUGUAUUAAAGGAUCUUUGAAGAAAUGAUAAAAUAUUGAUAAAAUGGCAAGACCAAAGGUAUUCUUUGAUAUUACUAUUGGAGGUGAAAAAGCUGGUAGAAUUGUUAUGGAACUCUUUAACGAUAUUGUCCCAAAGACAGCUGAAAACUUCAGAUGCCUUUGCACUGGUGAAAAGGGUAAUGGACUUACCUAUAAGGGUUGUGGAUUCCAUAGAGUUAUUAAGGAUUUCAUGAUUCAAGGAGGUGAUUUCACUAGACAUAAUGGAACUGGAGGAAAAUCAAUUUAUGGUACUAAGUUUGCUGAUGAAGCUUUCACUGUUAAACACACUAAACCAGGAAUGUUAUCUAUGGCUAAUGCUGGACCAAAUACUAAUGGUUCACAAUUCUUUAUUACCACUGUUCCAUGCCCAUGGUUAGAUGGUAAACAUGUUGUCUUUGGUCAAGUUGUUGAAGGUUAUGAUGUUGUUAAAAUGAUCGAAAACAACCCAACUGGUGCUCAAGACAAACCAAAGAAAGCCGUUGUUAUUGCUGAUUGUGGUCAAUUAUAAAUGAUUACAAUUUUGUCUCA